CUAUUUAAGGMGGCGGCGGGCACGGGGAGGUUCGGUGCGAUGGCGGCUCCGCGCCGGCCGAGCGGCGGGGGGCUGCGGAGGGCUCCGCAGGACGGGCGGCUGGAGGAGAUCAACAAGGAGUUUCUCUGUGACCCAAAGUUCAGUGAUGAAAAAGACCUGGAGGAGAAGCUGGCAAUGUUCAAAGAGAAAUACAUGGAGUUUGACCUGAACAACCAAGGCGAGAUUGAUUUGAUGUCUGUCAAAAGAAUGAUGGAGAAGCUGGGGGCUCCAAAGACCCACCUCGAACUGAAGAAGAUGAUCUCCGAGGUGACUGGAGGGGUCAGCGACACCAUCUCGUACCAGGACUUUGUCAACAUGAUGCUUGGGAAACGCUCUGCUGUGCUGAAACUGGUCAUGAUGUUUGAAGGAAAAGCCAAYGAAAGAAACCCAAAACGUUCUGGUCCACCUCCAGAGAGAGACAUAGCCAGCCUCCCUUGAAGAAGACAAGCUAUAAAAUGGGCACUGUUUGCUUUGCUGGUCUGUAACAGAGGUUACCUGUGCUUCCUUACUCUUUACUGUGGACAGUCCUAGUUUUCAACUAACCUGCCUUAGAGGAACAGAAAGGGAAGCUGGAGACCCCCAGCUCAUGUCUUUCUGCUGCAUCCCUUAGCCAGUGUGAUCUGUUAGACAGAAGCUGUAGCACCAAGUGUAAUGUGAGACCAAAAAGAACAAAAAAUACCMUGGGAUUUUACUCUUUCCUCUGCCCUUCCUGCAUUUCUUAGACGAGGAGCUCUUUUGUUCCCAGCAUGUGGAUUCAGGGCUGUGCUUAUCACAACAGGUUCCUAAUGGUCCUUGCUGCCAGACRUAGACAAAGCCCCUGAGAGCAGCUUCAGGGUGCAAAGACUUAAGUGCCUUCUCUGCUCCAUCCCCCCCUUCCUACUUCAGAUUUAGUCCUUCCYCUCCUGACCUCCCCAAAAUGCAAAUCAGGCUCCCACGACUGUCUGAUGAUAAGGGGAAUGUGGGAAUGUGCUUGGACACAGAGAUUUGCCUGCCCAGCCUUUGGAGUGGGCACCGCUGCCUGCAGGGACAGCUUGUGUCUGCUCCAGGGGCUCAUCCUGCAGGCAGAUCUUAGGGUCCCCCACCAGCCACUGCAAAGGGGGAUGGUUAAAACCACCCCGAGGACCCCCUCCCUGAUAAAUCUCAAUUUGGGUCUGACCAAGAGUGUAACCUCUGAGCAGGUGAUUGUCCCGUCCAUGAGAUGCAGAAACAAGCUGUGAUGCCUUUGUAGCCCCACAGGAUGCCUGGGGCAAGUGAAACCUUCRGGUGAAAGGAAGCUGAGUGACCAAACUGAGCCCUACCAGACCAGCUGCAGAUGAGGAUCUGUCCUCAGGCAGCUGCUCUGGCCCCCUGAUUUUUGCAGACCUCYCUGUGCGUGUUUCAGCUUGGUACCCUGGGACUGUCCAUUUCCCUGAGGGACAAGCCCUCAAGUCUGCAAAAUAAGAACGGCUCUAAGUGUGGAAUAUGAGCUGGGACUGUGCUAUCCAUGCUCUGGUUACUGGGGUGAUUCUUGUUCCAUACACAAUUUCUGGAAUCCAGGUGUUUGCUCUUUGCCCUUUCCCUACUCUYUUAUUAAACGUUCUUGACAGCUUUUAACUUUUUUAAAUCAUGGUUUAAUAAGUACAUUUUUUUAAAAGGAAAUAAAGRUGAUUAAUUGUACUAGGCUGAUUGUUCCUGCCAAAGGCUGCACUUUUAAAUAAAGAAAAGACACAACAAAAACAUUCUCACUACUGUUUGUGCAAAAACCAAAACUGUAAGGGGGAGAAAAAUUAUGAGCAAAAGCAGCACCAGUCUACUUCAAGAACUGAAAAUAAAUCUUCU
Malurus melanocephalus (red-backed fairy wren) is the source of this 1857-nucleotide messenger RNA. It is a transcript of the gene AIF1L, whose product is annotated as allograft inflammatory factor 1 like. Gene Ontology annotation, molecular function: calcium ion binding; actin filament binding. The record is from RefSeq and is a predicted model, not a curated record. The transcript is spliced from 5 exons. NCBI's taxonomy places the organism in Eukaryota, Metazoa, Chordata, Aves, Passeriformes, Maluridae. Gene Ontology annotation, biological process: actin filament bundle assembly; ruffle assembly. Bases 40 to 477 code for a protein of 145 amino acids. Gene Ontology annotation, cellular component: actin filament; ruffle membrane.